Molecule: messenger RNA, 1008 nt
Organism: Lolium perenne
Lineage: Eukaryota; Viridiplantae; Streptophyta; Magnoliopsida; Poales; Poaceae
Product: transmembrane ascorbate ferrireductase 2
Molecular function (GO): oxidoreductase activity
Source: RefSeq, a predicted model, not a curated record
UGGCGUCUUUGCUUUGCCUACCCUCUUUUCCCCCCUCCCUCCCCUUCCCUUUUCGCGCUCGAUCUCGCCGGGAGAUUAGAGCGAUGGCGGCCGCGCCGGCGGUGAGGUUCCCGGUGUUCGGUCUCGUCCGGCUGCUUGGCUUGGCGGCGGCGGCGGCAAUCCUAGUCUGGGCCGUCCACUUCCGCGGCGGCAUGGCGCUCUCCUCUGAGAAAGACAAGCUCCUCAUAUUCAACGUACACCCGGUGCUGAUGCUGAUUGGAUUGGUAGUCUUGAAUGGUGAAGCUAUUUUGGCGUACAAGACAGUGCCAGGAACCAAGAAACUGAAGAAGUUAGUACACCUUUCAUUGCAGUUCAUUGCCAUGAUUUUGAGUAUAGUAGGCCUCUGGGCAGUCUGGAAGUUCCACAAUGAAAAAGCAAUUGACCACUUGUACACACUCCACUCCUGGUUGGGUCUUUCUUGUAUCAUCCUCUUCAGCUUACAGUGGGCUGCUGGAUUUUGGACCUUCUGGUACCCUGGUGGAUCUAGAAGCGGCCGAGCGUCCCUGCUCCCCUGGCAUGUGUUCUUCGGUGUAUUCCUCUACGUUCUUGCCAUCACCACAAGCGUGUCAGGACUCCUGGAGAAGUCAAUCUUCAUGCAGAGUGCGAAAAUGAUUGGGCGCUUCUCCACAGAAGCGAUGCUGAUGAACUCACUGGGGAUGCUGCUGGUACUGCUGGGGGCGCUUGUUAUUCUUGCUGCUGUCAGCCCUGGAGCUGGCAAGAUCGACACGUACAGAGGUUCUUCGGAGUGAGACAGAAAGAGUGUCUGGCUCUUGAGCUGCAGCUAGCACCUGAAGUACAUCUUUCUUGCUUCAACUUAGAAAUUUUGAUAUGUAUGUCUUUGCACUCUGUGCUGUGAUCCCAGUUAACAAUUAAAUCCGUUAUGAACAUUUUACCUAUCCAUUCUAGUGGCGAACUGAUCGAUUUAGCUGGACAGAAAUUACAAAUGAGAAAUUCCUUUUGGGGGUGUCA